AUGAGUACUCCUGCAAACUAUACCCGCGUUCCUUUAUGUGAACCGGAGGAACUUCCAGCAGAUAUACAACGAGAAAAUGAAUAUGGUACGCUUGAUUCUCCAGAGUACUUGCAUCAAGUCAAAUCACGUGGUGGUGAACCAUUACCAAAACCAGUUAUUGACACACCACCAUAUUACAUUUCUUUGUUAACAUAUCUAAACUAUUUGAUUCUGAUCAUAUUGGGUCAUGUUCAUGAUUUCUUGGGUAUGACUUUUCAAAAAAGUAAGCAUUUAGAUCUUUUAGAACGUGACGGGCUAGCACCUUGGUAUUCAAACUUCGAGAGUUUUUAUGUCAGAAGAAUUAAAUUGAGAAUUGAUGAUUGUUUUUCUAGACCAACUACUGGUGUUCCAGGUAGGUUUAUUCGUUGUAUCGAUAGGAUAUCUCACAAUAUAAAUGAGUAUUUCACCUACUCAGGAGCAGUGUACCCAUGCAUGAACUUGUCGUCAUAUAAUUAUUUAGGCUUUGCGCAAAGUAAGGGUCAAUGUACCGAUGCUGCUUUAGAAUCUGUCGACAAAUAUUCUAUUCAAUCCGGUGGUCCGGUAACUCAGAUUGGUACAACAGAUUUGCACGUUAAGGCUGAAAAAUUAGUAGCCAGGUUCAUUGGCAAAGAUGAUGCUGUGAUCUUUUCAAUGGGUUACGGUACAAAUGCAAAUUUAUUCAACGCAUUUUUGGACAAGAAAUGUUUAGUAAUCUCCGAUGAACUAAAUCACACCUCCAUUAGAACUGGUGUUAGGUUAUCAGGUGCUGCUGUGAGAACUUUCAAACAUGGUGAUAUGGUGGGAUUAGAAAAACUUAUUAGAGAACAAAUAGUACUUGGUCAACCGAAAACAAAUCGUCCAUGGAAGAAAAUCUUAAUAUGUGUUGAAGGGUUAUUUUCCAUGGAAGGUACGUUGUGUAAUUUGCCAAAACUAGUUGAAUUGAAAAAGAAAUAUAAAUGUUAUCUGUUUAUUGAUGAAGCUCAUUCGAUUGGUGCCAUGGGUCCAACUGGGCGUGGUGUCUGUGAGAUUUUUGAUAUUGACCCCAAAGAUGUUGAUAUUCUAAUGGGUACCUUUACUAAGUCAUUUGGUGCUGCUGGUGGUUACAUAGCUGCUGACCAAGCUAUUAUUGAUGGACUGAGAUUGAAUUCAACCACUGUAAGCUAUAGUGAGUCAAUGCCAGCUCCUGUUCUGGCUCAAACUAUUUCUUCAUUGCAAACAAUCAGUGGUGAAAUGUGUCCAGGACAGGGGACUGAAAGAUUACAACGUAUUGCUUUCAACUCCCGUUAUCUACGUUUGGCCUUGCAAAGGCUGGGAUUCAUUGUCUAUGGUGUGGCUGACUCCCCAGUUAUCCCACUUUUAUUGUAUUGUCCUUCAAAGAUGCCUGCCUUUUCCAGAAUGAUGCUACAAAGAAGGAUUGCAGUCGUUGUUGUUGCAUACCCCGCCACUCCAUUGAUUGAGUCAAGAGUUAGAUUUUGUAUGUCGGCAUCUUUGACUAAAGAAGAUAUCGAUUAUUUGUUGCGUCAUGUUAAUGAGGUCGGUGACAAAUUAAAUCUGAAGUCAAAUUCAGGUAAGUCCAGUUAUGACGGUAAACGUCAAAGAUGGGACAUUGAAGAAGUCAUCAAAAGGACGCCUCACGAUUGUAAGGAGGACAAAUAUUUUGUCAACUAA
This is a messenger RNA of Saccharomyces kudriavzevii IFO 1802, 1686 nucleotides long. RefSeq names its product serine C-palmitoyltransferase LCB2 (gene LCB2). The record is from RefSeq and is a predicted model, not a curated record. The coding region runs from base 1 to 1686 and encodes 561 amino acids. Gene Ontology annotation, cellular component: serine palmitoyltransferase complex. NCBI's taxonomy places the organism in Eukaryota, Fungi, Ascomycota, Saccharomycetes, Saccharomycetales, Saccharomycetaceae. The transcript has a single exon. Gene Ontology annotation, molecular function: serine C-palmitoyltransferase activity; pyridoxal phosphate binding. Gene Ontology annotation, biological process: sphingosine biosynthetic process; ceramide biosynthetic process.